CCAGAGAAACACCCAUGGCUUUUCUUCUCUGCUCCAAUCCUCUCUCCACCUCUCUCUAUUCCUCUCCAUUUUCGCCGUCGCCGUCGCCGUCGCCGUCAUGCUUUCCGACGACUUCCGCCGCCCCGAGUUCUAUUUUGCUUAUGAGGCCUGUUGGUUUUCAGCCAAAAAUUUUUAAUGGAGUUCGACUUCGAAAUGUCUCUUUUGUUGAAAAUACGGCGUCAUUGAUUGUCAAAGCUACGUCUGAGAUUGAUGGUACGGGAGAGACUGACAGUAAUGAACCGCAGCCCCCUGCAGAAGCUAAAAAAGAGGAUGUUCCAGUUGACAAACUUCCCUUAGAAUCAAAGCUCCAGGAGAGACUGGAGCAGAAGACGAGGAUGAAAUUAGCAAAAAAGAUUAGGCUGCGGAGGAAGCGGCUUGUUCGGAAGCGCCAUUUGAGGAAGAAGGGACGAUGGCCUCCUUCAAAGAUGAAGAAGUUGAAGAAUGUUUGAUGAUCUUUAGCUUCAGUUCUUGCAGGUUUAGAGGUGACCCAUCUUCUCCUUAUUGCUUCCAAUUUAUUCUGUCUAAUUUCUUUAUACUUCCAUGAAAAUUUACUUGCUUCUUUAUAUAUCUGAAAGAAUUCAGUGACUUAUGAAAUGUGCAAUCUGUGCGUGGAUUUGAAUGAUAAGCUGUACAGUUCAACAAACUGAAUACUUGAUUCAGAUCUUUAUCAGUUGAUCCACUGAUCUCUUGAAAGUUGAAACAUUCAUCUCUCAUCAUACAUUGCUCGCUUAAAAAACCCUGCUCAGACGAAAAUUCUUAGGAGAUUAGACCAGUGGAAAUUGGGUCACAAGAGAAUUUUUUUUCCUUUUAAUAGGAUUAAAAUAUGUAUUCUUGUCUCUCAUUUCUAUUUUGAAUAAGCUGGAGGGCCACAUCCAGAUCAAUGUCCCACAGAGGGACGAGUUUGAGCUUGAUGUGUCUGUCUCGAUGUGUGAUCGACUGGUCGAACAGAAAUGAAAGUUGGGAGUAGUAAAACAAAGAGUUGUUAUGGCUUUUGAUGCAGAAGAAGAUUUUGAAAGUUGGGAGUAGUAAAACAAAGAGUUGUUAUGGCUUUUGAUGCAGAAGAAGAUUUUGAAAGUUGGGAGUAGUAAACAAAGAGUUGCUCUGGCUUUUGAUGCAGAAAAAGAUUUUGUUUUGUUCCUUUUAAUAGGAUUAAAAGAUUGUCUCUAAUAUUUUGUAAAAUAAGCUGAGGGGGCACAAGAUCAAUGCCCGCCGAGGGAUGUGUUUGAGCCCGAUGUGUGACCGACUAGUCGAAUAGAGAUGAAAGCUGGGAGUAAUCAAAGAGUUGUUUUGGCGUUUGAUGCA
Molecule: messenger RNA, 1341 nt
Organism: Momordica charantia (bitter melon)
Lineage: Eukaryota; Viridiplantae; Streptophyta; Magnoliopsida; Cucurbitales; Cucurbitaceae
Gene: PSRP5
Product: plastid-specific 50S ribosomal protein 5
Biological process (GO): plastid translation
Cellular component (GO): chloroplast thylakoid membrane
Source: RefSeq, a predicted model, not a curated record